CUUCUCUAACUCUUGACGGGAUACCCGUGAUGGGAAUAUAUUUGAUUGAAGUUUAGAUAUGUUCUUAUAAUUGAUUGUAUCACUUGAUAGGACCUCCUGCUUAUAAAGAAUUGUUGACGCAUUCAGUAGUUGUACUUUUAAAACAUCUAGAAGAAUGAGUACUAGCAAUGGCAGAAGGAUGCAAACAAAUAUGAGAAUGAAAGACAGUCAAACAUUACCUCCAGUUCCUCAACAUGAGGAACUAAUUAAGUUCAUAUUUGAUUCGUGGAACAAAGUUUGUCAAGAGUACCAAAAAGGUAACGCUCAGGGCACACCUACUGUUGCUUAUCACACAGAGACUGAUCCUAAUCCUAUGCUCAAAGAUUUUGUUCCAUUCGACUUGGAAGCUUGGUGGGGAAAAAGGGUUGUUCAGAAUAUUACCCAAAAUUCAUAGAAUGUGAUUUGUUAUAAUUUGUAUAAUAACUUGAUCAUUUUUAUACUUAACGUUUGAUAUUCUUUGUAUUGUAUUAUAUUUGUAAACUCCUGUGUAUGUUGGCUUUUUUGGCCAUUUUGGCAUCACGUUUCAUUUUAUCUACUGUAUUAUUUUGUAUAAAGGGGUGGUAUUACCUUUUCUCAAUACUUUAUACAAUUUACUUGCUAUAUAUUCUAUUUUUAAGAGGUACACUAUUAUGCCAAACCCUGGACCAUGUUUCUUUAUUUUAUUUUUAUAUUGUUGUUUUUAUAACUUAUUACCUAAGGAUAGGCAGUUCUUUGAAUUUAAUGAGCUAUUGAAAAUGUAUUCAUUUUAAUUAGGAGGCAUGCUUUAUCCAUAUCAUUUCAGUUGAUGCCAAAUGCCUUUGUCGUACAGCAUUUGUGAUUAAUUAACGUUUAAUAUCUGUUAAUAAUUUGUACCUAUUUACCUUAUCAGUAUUUCCCAAGUAUACUAUUUUAUUUAAUCCUGUUAUCAGAUUUUAAGGAUUGAAAUUAAUAUUAAUUGACAUAAUGCCUAUGGGGCCUGUUUGUUUUGACUCCUCAUUCUUUUUACAUUCCAAAUAUUUUAAGCUUCAUUAUAUUGUGACCUAAUUUAUAUUCAUACUGUCAAUAAAGUUUUAUUUAAUUUG
Nezara viridula (southern green stink bug) is the source of this 1100-nucleotide messenger RNA. The record is from the annotation of a GenBank genome assembly. Lineage: Eukaryota; Metazoa; Arthropoda; Insecta; Hemiptera; Pentatomidae.